GUGCUCAUCUCGCGCGCGCCAGCCUCGUCAGCUCCGGGGCGCGUGCCACAGUAUCCGCGGCGGAGGGGACAGCUCCCAGGUGCUGAAAGAGAGGACGAGGGACGAGGGAAAGAGAACCGACGACUCACACACAGAAAACCGUGUUCCGCAACGCAGGGACAGAUACAGAUAGAGCCGAGGCCUUCCGAACAGAUGGCUGCCACUCAGGAUGCGAAAGGGAAGGGGGAGGGAGGGGACCAAAACUUUGACUACAUGUUCAAGCUGCUCAUCAUCGGCAACAGCAGCGUGGGCAAAACGUCAUUCCUCUUCCGCUACGCCGACGACGCCUUCACUUCGGCCUUCGUCAGCACUGUGGGCAUUGACUUCAAAGUAAAGACGGUCUACAAGAACGACAAGAGGAUCAAACUGCAGAUCUGGGACACAGCCGGCCAGGAGCGCUACAGGACCAUCACCACGGCGUACUACCGCGGGGCCAUGGGCUUCAUCCUAAUGUACGACAUCACCAACGAGGAGUCCUUCGGCGCUGUGCAGGACUGGUCAACACAGAUAAAAACCUACUCGUGGGAUAAUGCACAGGUGGUGCUGGCUGGGAAUAAGUGCGACAUGGAGGAGGAGAGAGUGGUCUCAGUGGACAGCGGCAGGCUGCUGGCAGAACAGUUGGGGUUCGAAUUCUUCGAGACCAGCGCCAAGGACAACGUCAACGUGAAGCAGACCUUCGAGCGUCUCGUUGACCUCAUCUGCGACAAGAUGUCCGAGAGCUUGGACUCGGAUCCGGCCGUCACCACAGGAGCUCCCACCGCCAAACUCACGGACAGCGCUCCGCCCCUCCAGCAGCCCGGAUGCAACUGUUAGUGACUGAUGCCAAAAGGGAAGCCAAAGGGAUGGUGGUAGAGUGUGCAGAGCCGUAUUCUCCCUUAUCACUCCCGCUAGCGCCGCUUCCUCCGGACUACAGUUCAAACGCUGUUUAGUGGUAGAAUUACACAAUGCCGUCUGUCAUCUUCAUCACCUUAUAUCAAGAGCAAAUAACCAGACAGACAGACACGGAUAUUGCAAACUGUCGUUGACAUUACACAAUUAAUAAAAUGUAGAGACACCGUAUUCUUAGUCCUCAGCUAGUUAGUAUGGUCAUAAACCAAGUACGUCCACAGACAUGAUGUACAGUUAGUCCUCAAGAUCUUUAAGACCUAGAAUAAUUAUAAAAUAAGAGAUAGAGUAAGUGAGUGCUUUGAUUUUCAUUUUUUGUACAGUACGUAUUUUCUUUUUAUAGGAUUGUUUUUGUCUCUUAAAGCUGCCAAAUCUAUGAUUUAGUGCACUAAAGGAUGUAGCGGCUUUCUUUUGUUUAGUGAGUGUGUGACUGUACAGUACGUGUGUGUGUGUGUGUGUGUGUGUGUGUGUGGGUGUGUGUGUGUGUGUGAGAGUAUAACGUGACAAAUGAGUGAAACUCUGUGAUCGAAAUAGGUUGUCUACCUUGGACAAAAAAGUGGCCUUUUCCAUCUCCAACAGGGCCUCCGUAAAAUUCCCUUUGUCCUGCUUACUUUUAGAAAGAGUCCCGUCUAUGUAGCGUCAAUGUACUAUUCUACGUUUCGCUGUCUGUAGUGUGAUUUUUCUAAUAAGUAUAUCUGUAAAUCCUAAAAGCAGCUACUUCGAUGUGCUUCGCCUCUUAGGACCCGUUUUAGUUUGAUGCAAUGAGCAUGCUGCCAAAAAGCCAAGCAUACGUUUUAUCUACAGAGAACACAGACAUCACCGGCUCCACGUCAUGGCAACAAUCCAGCAUUUCAUUGAAUAAAAAUGCCAAUGCACACUACAAGGUAUAACAUAACAAGGGAUCAGCUCUGGCAUGGAAUAAACAGCCAUAUAUAAAGAAUAUAUAGGAAUUGUUUCAAUUUAGCAUGGCAAAAUGUCACGUUUGUGCUAUAAAAUAAUUCCGUCCUGAAAGAGGAACAUCAUACCUGAACAGUAGUGCUUUUAAAGAUAACCGAAGCCCUGAUAGUAUAAAGGUUGUUGCCCCUUUUACGAUCCGGAAAGCCUUUUAGUUCUGCAAAAAAACAUGUGUGCCAAAACAAUACUAGUCCUUUAGCAUCGUCAGUUGUUUGUUGCAUAGUUAAAUAAAAAAAAUAAAAAUAUUGCAUGAAGCCAAUCCCGACUUAUCUAUGUAGAUUUAUAUAAUAUGACAGUGUGUAUAUAUAUAUAUAUAUAUAUAUAUAUAUAUAUAUAUAUAUACAUGUAUAUCAAUCACUCUGUGUUACAGAUUUAGAUGCGUUUUCAUAGCACUUGCUGUGAGAUGCAAUGGGCCAAUACGUGCAAUAUUUUAUGAAUGAAACCCUGUACAUAGUUUCUCCUGUCCUCGAGUACUAUGACUCUAUCUGCAGUACGUGAGAGGCAGUCUGGUCACAACGGCUCUGAAACUGAUGUACAAUCUCUGAAAAAGGGGAGAGUGUGCGUGCGUUUGUGUGCGUGUGUGUGUUUGGGUUUGAGUGUGUGGGUGUGUGUGUGUGUGUGCCUGCCAUGUUGAACAGACAAAUUACGUAACAUAGUGUAUUGUUUGUGUAUACCUUUUGUACAAAUGUAUUCACGUACUAUAUGCUGUUCCUGCUAACUGUUGGGUGUCGAUUGAUCUCGUAUUAUCACGUCAAAAUGCGGUGUUGUUGUGAGCGAGUCAGGGAGGGUCCUUAGUCCACGCCAUACUGUUGUAAAUCCAAGAAAAGGGACGCACAUAAACUAGUUCAAAGACCCUGCGCAUAUUAGUGUACACGUUCGUCGUGCGUGUGCAUCCGUGCGUGUGUGUGUGUGUGUGUGAUAUUAUGAUUUCAUGUAAGUAGCCAUGAAAUAAAUUACCGUGCUGAUCGCCAGUAAAGACUCAUUUGAUAAGAGGAAUCGCUACGUGACGACCUCCAAAUAGUCGCUCUGGUCAAAUGUCAUUGUAUUACCGUACGACUUUACAUAUUACUGGAUAUAUUUGUUUCUCAGAGCGCAAGCAAAGUUAGGAGUAUGUUUUUUUGAGAUUAUAGGAAAUAAAUCAAAUCCUAUCAGUGGA
Messenger RNA from Gasterosteus aculeatus aculeatus (three-spined stickleback), 3034 nucleotides. RefSeq names its product RAB3C, member RAS oncogene family (gene rab3c). The record is from RefSeq and is a predicted model, not a curated record. Lineage: Eukaryota; Metazoa; Chordata; Actinopteri; Perciformes; Gasterosteidae. Gene Ontology annotation, molecular function: GTP binding; GTPase activity.